CUUGACGGAACGUUGUCAACAACUGGUCAGGACAGGAGGAAAACUCUCGUUUAAUCCAAUUGUAGCGAGCCUAACACGUUGAACUGAGGUUUGUUUUUGCGUUUUAAGUAGCUAAAUACGACGACAACUCUAUUCUGCUUACCCGUUUUUCUGAAACAGCCAACCAUGAGGGGUAAAGUUGGGAGCGGCUAACAUUAGCCGUCUGAAUGCUGUUGAGCUUGUGACAGUGGGGGGAGGCUGCUGAUAUUGACUGUGAACCUGCGGUGGGUUGUGGCUAGCCAGAAAACAUCGCCUCGGUCGGAACGUCCUUGGACGUCCAGAGUUUUCCCAGUUAUUUCCGGACAAGAGGGAGUCUCUCGGGAUAAAUCACCAUGGAUUUGUUUGACAGUAACACUGCAGAGCGAGCUAACCUGCCGAGGAACAUGAUCGAGAACAGCAUGUUCGAAGAAGAGCCUGAUGUGGUGGAUCUGGCCAAAGACUCAAACACAUUUCCAACAUUUCCCACUCUUGACCCGGAUGAGGUGGCAUAUGAGCCUCGCAGCUCACGGUUGCUGGUGCGUGGCCUGGGAGAAAACGACAUGGAUGAUGAUGAAGAGGACUGCGAGUCUUCUGCACGUCUCCUCGGAAUGUCCUUUAUGAACCGCAGCUCUUCUCACAGGUCCAGCUCGUCCCCUUACGUCAGGCAGUCUCCACCGAGGUCGUGUUCACGACCCUCAGGUCGUACAAUGGUUGUCUGUGUGUUUGUCCUGGUGAUCGUAGCCUCGUUGACCAUGGUGCUGUACUUCCUCCCUAGCUGCACCUUCACCAAGGCUGGUUGUCCUCAGCCAAAUAAGACAGCACCCCUGGAACCAGUUUACCCUAAUUCCACAAACGGAGAACUGUUUCCUUGGGCCGAAUUUCGACUGCCUCACAGCAUACGACCUCUCAGCUAUGACCUCACCUUCACCCCCGACCUUGACAGCAUGACCUUUACUGGCAAAGCUGCCAUUGAAAUGUCUGUACUUCACAACACAAAGCGGAUUGUGCUCCAUGCUGCUAAUCUCAACAUUACCAAAGCUACGUUUAAGCUGGGCAACGGACAGGCCCGUGACGUGACUGUACUGGAGUACAAACCCCGGCAGCAGAUUGCUGUGAAGUUCCCGGAGGAGCUGAAAACAGACCAACAUUGUGUUUUGACUUUUGAAUACAAUGCUAACCUCUCACACAGCUAUGAUGGUUUCUACAAUAGCUCAUACACUGAUAAACACGGAAUCAAAAGAGUUCUUGCAGCAACACAGUUUGAGCCGCUUUCAGCCAGGAAGGCCUUCCCUUGUUUUGAUGAGCCAUCUUUCAAAGCCACCUUCCUGAUAAAAAUCAACAGAAAACCAAGCUACAUGAGUCUCUCCAACAUGCCUAAGGCCAAAACCACAGCUCUUUCCAGUGGCCUUGAGCAGGAUGAGUUUGAGAAGACCAACGUCAGUAUGAGCACUUAUCUGGUGGCCUUCAUUGUUGCUAACUUCACCUCUGUCAGCAGCAGUGCUUCAGGAACAAAAGUCUCUGUAUAUUCUGUGCCAGAUAAGAAAGAACAAACCAGCUUUGCUUUGGACACAGCUUCCAAACUGCUGCAAUUUUACAACAAAUUCUUUGAGAUUGAAUACCCACUAAAGAAACUAGGUGAGCAGAACCACUCAUCUGUACAACGUUGCUCUUUCUGCACUUCUUUUUGUUAUCAUUUGUCACACUUCUGCUUCAUUUCUGUUUUGUCAGACUUGGUGGCCAUUCCCGACUUCCUGGCAGGAGCCAUGGAGAACUGGGGGCUCAUCACUUUCAGGGAGACCACCUUACUGCUGCACAACAACUCCUCCUCUCUUGAAAAACAAGUAGUAGCCUCUGUAAUAGCCCACGAGCUCGCUCAUCAGUGGUUUGGAAACCUGGUAACCAUGAGCUGGUGGAACGACCUGUGGCUCAACGAAGGCUUCGCCACCUACAUGGAGUACAUGUCACUGCAGGAAAUACUGCCCAGUUUUGACACUGGUAAUUUAUUCCUGACUGUGCGGUUCAGAGCCCUGGACAAAGAUGCGCUAAACUCCUCCCACCCUGUGUCGACAGAGGUUAACACGCCAGAGCAAAUCGAGGAAAUGUUUGACUCGGUCUCCUAUGAAAAGGGUGCUUCAAUUCUCCUGAUGCUGAAUGCAUCAUUGCCAAAGGAGCAGCAGUUCAAAAAGGGCAUUAUUCAGUAUUUGAAGUCGUUUAGUGGAUUAAAUACAGAAACGGUGGACCUUUGGAACAGCCUUACACAGGUUUCCACCCCGCGUCAGAAUAUUUCUGAGAUGAUGAAUUCAUGGACGUCACAGAAAGGCUUCCCAUUGGUCACUGUGAGUCGCAAAGGCGAUACGGUGACCUUCUCCCAGGAGCCUUUCCUGCUCACAUCUGACAACAGCACAAAAGCAACCAGACAGUGGAAUAUUCCCAUCACAUUCGUGAACGACAGCUGUAGCUUGGCCCCGGAGUGCAGACAGAUGUUCAAUCUGAGUAAAAAGUCAGAAAGUUUAAAGAUGCCAGGAAGCGUAAAGUGGCUAAAGUUGAACUACAAGAACACCGGCUUCUACGUUGUUGACUACGGACAAGAUGGUUGGAAUGCUAUUCAUGAUGCUUUGUCCGAAAACAUCAGCGUUCUCACAGCCGAAGACCGAGCCUCAGUCAUACAUGAUAUCUUUGCUCUCUCCAGACUGGGACGUGUCACUUUUGAACAAGUCUGCCAGCUGUUGAGCUUCAUGCCUGCUGAAACAGAGACGGCUCCUGUGACAGAAGCUCUGCUGCAGCUGAACAGCAUCUAUAGGCUCCUCGAUAAAAGGCAGGAGUCUGACUUGGUAACUCGCAUGAAGUAUUACAUUCUGAGUCAAUUUGGUUCUCUGAUGGAAAAUCAAACCUGGAAGGAGGAGGAGAGUCUAUCAAAACAGGAGCUGCGCUCAGCCCUCGUCUCAACGGCCUGCGCUCUGAAUAAUGAAAACUGCGUUGCCAAAGCCGAAUCCCUGUUCAAAAACUACACUCUCUCCAAUUUUACCAUCAAGAUCCCAGGUGAUUUGCAGCAAGCUGUGUUUACAGUGGCCGCUCAGUCAGACGACGGCUGGCAUACUUUGAUCACCUUGUACGCAACUACCACCAAUGAUGCGCAAAAGCGAAAGAUGCUAAAAGGCCUAGCAUCAACUCAGGACCCACGUCGCAUUGCAUGGAUUCUCAAGGCCGGUCUGAAUGGGGCUAUCAUCCAGACACAGGAGCUGCCUCUGAUCAUCAACACCGUGUGUAACGGGUUUGCUGGCUAUUUGUUUGCUUGGGAUUUUAUACAAGUAAACUGGGACCGCCUCAUAGAGAAGUUUCCUGUUGGCUCCUUUGCCAUUCAGUCAAUCGUCAAAUCCACUACCUCCCAGUUCUCCACACAGGCACAUCUGGAUCAGGUUCAGGCGUUCUUCUCCAGCCUGAAGCAGCGCGGCUCUCAGAUGAGGAGCGUGCAGGAGGCUCUGGAAACCAUCAGGCUGAACAAACGGUGGAUGGAAAGCAACUUACAAGCUAUGAGAAAAUGGAAGGUCAAGUCAACCUGAAUCUGCCCCGAUAGCGAGCAGGUGGGGGUGCAUUUUCAAGACAGCAGCAGUGUUUGCACUAUUUUUGGACUCUGUCCCUUAACUCCCAGUAACCAGAUCAGAGCAACAAUCAAAAGCUCCUUCUGGAUGAAAGGUUUCUGAGAUGAGUCCUAUCAGUUUUACGCGAUAGCUCAGGGUGGUUCUGAUUGUCCGUCUGAUUGUUGUCAGACUCAACACACACUCCUUGUGUUUUAUGCUGUCGACCAAACCUCCUCCGCAGUUCUCAUCUAAACCUUGUGUUUUAUUAGACAAUCAUGCUUCAAAGAUUGAAACAGACCUCCUUUCCCCCCCCCGCUGGGUUUCUAACACCCAACCAUUUAGGCUAUAAAAUGUUUCAAAACGUCCAAUUUAUGCACGAAGACGAGGCGACUCGAUUCGACGUUCCUCGGCAGUGAGGAAAUAAGAGAUGCGGUUUUGUGAAAUGGAUCCCCAUCACUCCUGCCAUGUUGAUGCUAGUCAGGUCAGAUGAUUAAAUGAUGGUUUAAAAUGCCAAAUGUUUUUUUUUGGCAUCAGUUGAAUGUAGUAAGAAACCUUCCCACUGUGUGCAGUAAAGGAUAUACAGAAAACCAGUGCAGGUUUAAAUCACCCAAUGUGUCUUACAGCAGGUGAGAGAAGGCAGCCAACACUGGAGCCAAGCGGUCUCUUUAUUUAGUUUCAGCUCUGAAACUAAACAUGUUUUACUCUACUUUUGUUGCCUCUACUCUCUUUUUAUUUUGUUUAUUUUUUUGUUUUUCUAGUCCAUACCUGGGUAAGGUUGUAACAAUAAUGUAAAUACUAGCAAUGUGUUUUUGGAAGUACUAUUUUAAAAAUAUUGACUUUUAAUAUUUUACAUCUUGAUAUCUGUUGUGUUUGUUUAUAGUGUAAAGUUUUAUUUUGAGUCCAGAUGAAAACUUUUUUUCUUUUUGUUAUUUUCCUAUUUCCUUAUUUAGACAACCAAAAGGAGGUCGUUUGCUGAUGAAUGUUGUGUUACAAGGGCUACUGUGCAUAUUAGAGACAUCAGGCGUCUGUGUUUAUUUGUCUAUACUUAUUGAUAAUUUGUUGUUUAUUAGUCUAAAAAGCAAAGAGGUUGUUUUUUUUUUUUACUCUUCAGAAGUAGUUAUUUAUUAACAGUCUUCACAUGUGACUCUUUGUUUUCUGAAAUGUUAUUUAAAGACAGAUGCACGUCCAGAGGUACUUUCUUCAGAUUCACUUUCCUGUUACGUUUAUCAUGGUGUCAUUUACGGCCACAAAGGCAACUCAAGAUAUCUGUGGAAAUGUUCCUCCUAAUGGUACCUGAUGGGGUUACUGAUGGGGACGAUGGUGCGAAAGGUUCUUGAAAAGUAUAAAAGUGCUUUUUAGCAUUUUCCAGAUCUGGAUAACUUUUAAAAAAAGAAACAAAAAUGCUUUGAUUUUACUCUUUUUCUUUCUUACAUUUUCAAAAACAAAUUGACAUUCAUCUAUGUUAAAUUCCCAUGCUUUUGUCUCUGAUUUGCCAAGUUACAUAUUUACCAUUUUACCCAUGAGUAUCUUGGUUUUGCAUAGUGAAGAAUUAUUAUUGAUCUCCCUGUUUGGUCUCCAGACAGCAUUAGAUUCAGAUUAAACUGAACCCGUGGUUCCUAAACUGGGUUUAAAAUAUUCAACAAAGUAGUAUAGCUCAUAUUUUUAUAAAUAUCUUCAAACAAAAUAAAGACGGCAAAUUUUUUUCAACUUAAAGUAAUCUGUUUUUAGUCUAGGAUAUCAUAUUAGUGGAAAACAGAGAUGAUCGAAAUUAGUCCAGAUCCUACAAAUGCUCUAAUCAGUGUUGAGCCUAACGUGACGACUAUUCAAUGGGUUCAAAUAGAUUUCUAGUAAUUUAUUUAGAAAUGAAGAAAAAUUAAGUGUUUAAAAGUGUGAAGAUAAGUUUCCAAAGUAGAAAAAAUGAAGACAAAAAGAAAUGACUGAAUCAGACUUUUUAAAAGCAUCUCAUCACAGUUUCAAUCUGAGUAAAGAUCAUUAAUAUUUCAGCCAAUUAUUUUGUCCUCACUGAUUCUACUUGCUGAGAGGAUUUCGUUCAGUUUUGCUCAGAUAUCUUUCUGUUACGUAAAAGCGCCAUGUUCACGGUGAAACUGUAAAACAUUUUGUUUUUGCACUGAGAUGAUGUCCUUCAUGUCCUUUCGGGUUUUCAUUACUUGAAAUCUGCACAAAUUGUUCAACGAAGCUACUUGGGGAAAACAUUUAAAAUAGAAAGAAAUUGAAAGGGAACUCCAUUUUCAUCAGUCAGAUUUUCCCACAUUGUUCAUCUGUCAUUUUUUUUUUGUUGCAUUUAUUGUCUUUCUGUCAAAAACUGCCCAAAGUUUAAGUUCCUGUGCUUUACAAGCCUUUUUCAUAAAGCAACUUGUUUCAUUUCUUGUCAUUUUUGACACUCCAAAUAAAGCUAAUCUGCAUCCAACUCUU
Molecule: messenger RNA, 6029 nt
Organism: Poeciliopsis prolifica (blackstripe livebearer)
Lineage: Eukaryota; Metazoa; Chordata; Actinopteri; Cyprinodontiformes; Poeciliidae
Gene: lnpep
Product: leucyl/cystinyl aminopeptidase
Exons: 21
Coding region: 372-3578 (1068 amino acids)
Biological process (GO): peptide catabolic process; proteolysis
Cellular component (GO): cytoplasm
Molecular function (GO): peptide binding; zinc ion binding; metalloaminopeptidase activity
Source: RefSeq, a predicted model, not a curated record